AUGUUCUCGUAUCUUUCAAUAAACCUCAAGGCUCUAGGAAACCCCAAGGCUCUAGGGAACCCCAAGGCUCUAGGGAACCCCAAGGCUCUAGGGAACCCCAAGGCUCUAGGGAACCCCAAGACUCUAGGAAACCCCAAGGCUCUAGGGAACCCCAAGGCUCUAGGAAACCCCAAGGCUCAAGGGAACCCCAAGGCUCUAGGAAACCCCAAUGCUCUAGGUAACCCCAAGGAUCUAGGAAACCCCAAGGCUCUAGGUAACCCCAAGGCUCUAAGUAACCCCAAGGCUCUAGGAAACCCCAAGACUCUAGGAAACCCCAAUGCUCUAGGAAACCCCAUGGCUCUAGGUAACCCCAAGGCUCUAAGUAACCCCAAGGCUCUAGGAAACCCCAAGACUCUAGGAAACCCCAAUGCUCUAGGAAACCCCAAGACUCUAGGAAACCCCAAUGCUCUAGGAAACCCCAAGACUCUAGGAAACCCCAAGGCUCUAGGAAACCCCAAUGCUCUAGGAAACCCCAAUGCUCUAGGAAACCCCAAGGCUCUAGGAAACCCCAAUGCUCUAGGAAACCCCAAGGCUCUAGGAAACCCCAAGACUCUAGGAAACCCCAAGGCUCUAGGAAACCCCAAUGCUCUAGGAAACCCCAAGACUCUAGGAAACCCCAAUGCUCUAGGAAACCCCAAUGCUCUAGGAAACCCCAAGACUCUAGGAAACCCCAAGACUCUAGGAAACCCCAAUGCUCUAGGAAACCCCAAGACUCUAGGAAACCCCAAUGCUCUAGGAAACCCCAAUGCUCUAGGAAACCCCAAUGCUCUAGGAAACCCCAAGACUCUAGGAAACCCCAAUGCUCUAGGAAACCCCAAGACUCUAGGAAACCCCAAGGCUCUAGGAAACCCCAAUGCUCUAGGAAACCCCAAGACUCUAGGAAACCCCAAUGCUCUAGGAAACCCCAAGGCUCUAGGAAACCCCAAGGCUCUAGGAAACCCCAAUGCUCUAGGAAACCCCAAGGCUCUAGGAAACCCCAAGGCUCUAGGAAACCCCAAGGCUCUAGGAAACCCCAAUGCUCUAGGUAACCCCAAGGCUCUAGGAAACCCCAAGGCUCUAGGAAACCCCAAUGCUCUAGGUAACCCCAAGGCUCUAGGUAACUCUCAAAGUCUCUUUCUCAAACCAAUUUACCACAACGUCGCUCUAAGAUUUUCCUCCACACAUAAGUCGAUCCUGUGA
Procambarus clarkii (red swamp crayfish) is the source of this 1218-nucleotide messenger RNA. The record is from RefSeq and is a predicted model, not a curated record. NCBI's taxonomy places the organism in Eukaryota, Metazoa, Arthropoda, Malacostraca, Decapoda, Cambaridae.